AUGUUGAUUACAAUAGGAAGGUGUGCGCUUCGAAUUGAAAAACAACUAUACAAACGUUGUUACUUUUCUUCUACCGUGCUGAAUACUCAGAACAAUGAUGAUUUUAUAUUACAAUGUGAUGAUAAUGUAACACUACGUCGUGAGGAUCCAAAAUUCUUGAAGGUCGCUAUUUUAGGUUUACCAAAUGUUGGAAAGAGUACUCUUGUGAAUACUCUUGUACGUCGCAAUAUAUGUCCCACAUCUUUAAAAGUUCAUACAACACAGCAUAAGGCUGAAGCAGUGUAUUUGGAAGGUGAUACACAAAUUGUAUUCGUAGACACUCCUGGGUUAGUAACAAAUCAUGAGCUGAAGAAGUACAAAUUAAUGGCAUCUUAUAAGCAAGAUCCAGAAGUAUCAGCAUCUGAAGCAGACAUUAUAGGAGUAGUACAAGAUGUUACCAAUGUAUAUACUAGGUAUAAAAUCAGUGAUUUUGUCAUUGAUUAUUUAAAACAGAAGAAAGAGGACACGCCUCUACUAUUGAUUUUGAAUAAAGUCGAUAAACUUAAACAAAAACAGGUCUUAUUAGAAUUGAUAAACAAGCUUACAAGUAAUGCAGAUUAUCCAAAGUUUGAUGAUAUUUUCAUGGUAUCCGCCCUCAGUGGAGAUGGUGUAAAUGAUUUAAGGACUUAUCUGUGCGAUUGUGCUAAAGCAAAGGAUUGGCAGUAUGAUCAGAACUUGUGUACAGAUCAGUCAAUUGAUACUAUAGUGGUAGAAACAGUAAGAGCUAAAUUAUUGGAUCUCCUUCAAGACGAGGUACCAUACAAUAUACAAAUAAGGCUAGAACAUUUAGAUAUUGGAGAAGAUGGCACUAUGAAUAUUUUAGUGUCACUAAACUGUGAUAAAAGACGUUACCAAGGGAUUUUAUUAAGAAAAGAUGGGCAAAUGGUAAAACUGGUAUCACAGUUAACAGAAAAGGAAUUACAGCAUGCCUUUAGGACUAAUGUAGUGAUACGUCUGAGUGUAAUAUGUGCAAAGGAAAAAUCUGAUAAAUAAAUAAUUUAAACUAAUAAGUCCGUGUAUGUAAAAUA
Dufourea novaeangliae is the source of this 1067-nucleotide messenger RNA. RefSeq names its product GTPase Era, mitochondrial. The record is from RefSeq and is a predicted model, not a curated record. Gene Ontology annotation, cellular component: mitochondrial matrix. Gene Ontology annotation, molecular function: GTP binding; rRNA binding; ribosomal small subunit binding. The transcript is spliced from 3 exons. Lineage: Eukaryota; Metazoa; Arthropoda; Insecta; Hymenoptera; Halictidae. Gene Ontology annotation, biological process: ribosomal small subunit assembly. Bases 1 to 1032 code for a protein of 343 amino acids.